This is a messenger RNA of Meira miltonrushii, 2268 nucleotides long. RefSeq lists its product as uncharacterized. Gene Ontology annotation, cellular component: mitochondrial matrix; cytoplasm. Gene Ontology annotation, molecular function: ATP hydrolysis activity; ATP binding. The record is from RefSeq and is a predicted model, not a curated record. The coding region runs from base 1 to 2268 and encodes 755 amino acids. NCBI's taxonomy places the organism in Eukaryota, Fungi, Basidiomycota, Exobasidiomycetes, Exobasidiales, Brachybasidiaceae. The transcript has a single exon. Gene Ontology annotation, biological process: cellular response to heat.
AUGGGUGGAUUUCCAGGAAUGAGAAUGGGAGGACAACAAGCAGCAGAAAAAGGAGCUGCAUUAGCACAAUAUACUACUGAUCUAACACAAAUGGCAAAAGAUGGAAAACUUGAUCCUGUGAUUGGAAGAGAUGCAGAAAUAAGACGAACGAUUCAAAUUUUAUCAAGAAGAACAAAAGCAAAUCCUGCUUUGGUAGGUCCGGCAGGUGUGGGAAAAACGGCAAUUAUGGAAGGACUUGCACAAAGGAUUGUCAAUAAAGAAGUACCCGAAAGUAUGCGAGAUAAAAGGAUUCUUUCGUUGGAUUUGGCUGGGAUCAUUAGCGGUGCAGCAUUCAGAGGAGCGUUUGAAGAACGAUUCAAAGCAAUCAUGAAUGAUGUAGAAGCAGAAGAAGGACGUGUGGUUUUGUUCAUAGAUGAACUACACAUGCUUCUCAACCUUGGAAAAGCAGAAGGUUCAAUGGACGCAGGCAAUAUGCUCAAGCCUGCACUUGCUCGAGGAUUAACAAUUGUGGGAGCGACCACCUUCGAUGAAUACAGACGUAGUAUCGAGAAAGACAGCGCUCUCUCACGUCGAUUCCAGCCUGUUCACGUUCUUGAACCAUCUGUGGAGGAUACGAUCAGUAUUCUUCGUGGAUUGAGGAGUCGAUAUGAGCUGCAUCAUGCUGUCAGUAUAAGUGAUGCAGCAUUAGUAAGCGCAGUACAGCUGGCACACAGGUACUUGAACGAGAGGAGGAUGCCGGAUGGACCGUUGGACUUGGUGGACGAGGCUGCCAGUGCAUUACGUCUACAGCAGGAGAGUAAGCCAGAGCGACUCGAGCAACUGGAUCGCGAGAUUCUGAGAUAUCAAAUCGAGCUCGAAUCUCUACGGCACGAGGAUGAUGUACCUUCACAAGAAAGGCAGGCCGAGAUUAAUUCGAAAUUAGACAAAGUUCGACAAGAAAGUCAAAGAUUAACAGCUCUUUGGAAAUCGGAGAGGGAACGCUUAGACAGAGUGAAAGCGUUGAAAGAACAAUUGGAACAAGCUAGAAUAGAGCUUGAGCAAGCUACCCGAAAUGGUGAUUUCCAACGUGUGGCGGAAUUACAAUAUGGCCGUAUUCCCGAUUUAGAGCAAAAGCUGCCGGCAGAAGAAGAAAAAGUAAGACAAACACAAGAGCAAGCAACAAAGGAAGGAGAAGAGACAAUCUUAGUGCAUGAUCGUGUAACGAGUGAUGACAUUGCGGCUGUCGUUAGUCGUCAAACCGGUAUUCCACUUCGAAACCUUUUGCGUGGAGAGCGUGAACGUCUUUUGCAUGUUGAAGAUGCACUACGUCAACGUAUCGUUGGACAAGAUGAAGCUUUGAGCGCUAUCGGAGAAGCUGUACGCUUAACCCGGGCAGGAUUGCAAUCUGAGCGUAGACCUUUGGCAAGCUUCUUGAUGGCAGGAAGUACGGGUACAGGAAAGACGGAAACAUGCAAAGCGCUGGCAAACUUUUUGUUUGAUUCAGAAGAUGCUUUGAUUCAAUUGAACAUGAGUGAAUAUUCCGAAUCACACAGCGUUUCACGUUUGAUCGGCGCUCCUCCCGGAUACGUCGGACAUGAAGAUGCUGGACAAUUGACAGAGCAAGUCAGAAGGAAACCAUACAGUAUUGUUUUGUUCGAUGAGAUCGAAAAAAGUCAUCCACAAGUAAGAAACAUUUUAUUACAAAUCUUGGAAGAAGGAAAAUUGACAGACAGUCAAGGAAGAGUUGUUGACUUCCGCAAUGCAAUCAUCGUCAUGACGAGCAAUUUGGGUGCGGAAGCGUUGUAUGCAAAUGGUGCAGUUGAUGAACGUACCGGAAGCUUAACGCAAAAAGCCAAAACUGAAGUUUUGCAAGCAAUUCAAGCUGCUUUACCGCCUGAAUUGAUCAAUCGUAUCGAUGAUCAACUCAUUUUCAAUCGACUUUCCGCUUCGGCCAUUCGCGAUAUUGUCGAUAUUCGUUUGGCAGAAGCCGGUAAGAGAUUGACACCUCAACGUAUCACGCUUGACGUAAGUGAAGAAGCAAAGGACUGGCUUGCACGUAACGGUUUCGAUCCUCGUUAUGGUGCUAGACCCUUGAAUAGGUUGAUCACGAAAUCACUGUUGAACCCAUUGGCAAGGAGUAUUAUUGGCGGUACUGUUCGAUCGGGCGAUAAAGUACCAGUCAUUCUUGCGGAGAAUGGAGAAGGUUUGCAGAUUGUUGAACAACAUGAUGAACUCAAAUCAUCAAACACCAACGGCAAUGGCAAACCUAGCGCUGAGGAAAGCGAGUAA